AAUAAUGCGCAUCUGUGUCCGCUUUUGGAAGAUGUUCUCGAAAAAGACGAGUGGCUUGGUAUUCUUUUUUUCUUUCACUCAUGUCUGAACAAACCAAUGCACCUGUUGGGCCACAGCCUCAUCGAAGUCAAUUUGCCAUGGACUUUGACAACUUGGACAAGGAAUUGUCUCAAGUGCCAUUGUUCAUGAGCGACUUGCCUGAAGAAGAAAAUAUUGCUUUGUCUGCUCUUCAAUCACUUGCAUUUGAUGGCUCACCUGAAGAAAUCGCACAAAACUUUAGAGAACAGGGCAACGAUUGUUUUAGAGCAGGAAAGGCCAGAUAUCCAGAUGCUAUUGCCUACUAUACAAAGGCUAUUGAUACAGAAUGUAAAGAUCAGUCUAUUAUUGAAGCAUGUUUAGCUAAUCGUGCUGCAUGCAACUUGGAAUUACAAAACUAUGGCCGUGUGCUGAACGACUGUUCCCGAUGUCUCAAGAUCAACCCUAAGAAUGUCAAGGCACUCUAUCGUUCGUCCAAAGCUUUAUUGGCUCUUGAUAAACUGGUGGAAGCGAUUGAUUGUUGUAACCAUGCAUUGACCAUUGACCCUGAAAAUAAGCCAAUUCAAGACAUUAAGCAAAAGGCAACAACUCGCAAAGACUAUAUCGAUGAAAAGAUUAGACAAAAAGAAGAGAGAGAAGAAAGAGAGCGAAACAAGAAACAAAUAUUAGAAAAUGCAUUCAAGGAACGCAAUAUCAAGAUUGAAGUAGUCGACAAGGAUGUCAGAGACAAAGCCAAUAUUGAAUUUGACCAUGAAACACAAACAUUGAGUUGGCCUGUCUUUUUCUUGUAUCCUGAAUACAAAGAAUCCGACUACAUCCAAUCCUUUAACGAAACAAACACAUUUAAUGAUCAUCUUGAACUGAUGUUUGAACAGCCAGCUCCUUGGGACACUAAACAUCAAUACACAGUCGAUAAGUUGGAAGUCUAUUUCGAAGACACUCGUGGACUCAACCCAAAGCUGAUAAAGAUCGGCAAAAAGUUACCUUUGAAAAAGAUCUUGUCACUAGAGCAAUAUGUGAUCAAGAAUGGUGUGCCUUCCUUUAUUAUCAUGCCCAAGAAUUCAGAUUUCAAGCAAGAGUUUAUUAAUAAAUUCAAGCAUUAGUGAUGUACUUCUGUCCAAUCAUCGUCUGAUAGUUGCUUUGAAUAAAUGUCUGCAAAAGGAUUGUCGUCUUCCUCGAUCACAACACCUGUAAUAUUGUUUCCUUUGGCAUUUAGUAAUUGUCUUUUUCGC
This is a messenger RNA of Gilbertella persicaria, 1268 nucleotides long. RefSeq lists its product as uncharacterized. Gene Ontology annotation, molecular function: Hsp90 protein binding. The coding region runs from base 81 to 1139 and encodes 352 amino acids. The transcript is spliced from 3 exons. The record is from RefSeq and is a predicted model, not a curated record. NCBI's taxonomy places the organism in Eukaryota, Fungi, Mucoromycota, Mucoromycetes, Mucorales, Choanephoraceae.